This is a messenger RNA of Erythranthe guttata (spotted monkey flower), 1141 nucleotides long. Its product is annotated as arogenate dehydrogenase 1, chloroplastic. The record is from RefSeq and is a predicted model, not a curated record. Lineage: Eukaryota; Viridiplantae; Streptophyta; Magnoliopsida; Lamiales; Phrymaceae. Gene Ontology annotation, molecular function: prephenate dehydrogenase (NADP+) activity; prephenate dehydrogenase (NAD+) activity; arogenate dehydrogenase (NADP+) activity. Gene Ontology annotation, biological process: L-tyrosine biosynthetic process.
AAUCAAUGUUUAAUUUGUACAGAAAAAAAAAAGAGUUUGAAUUCAAGAAUGGUCCCUGAGUUCAAUUUCCUGAAAACAAAUAAAUGCUGUUUUAUUUAUUUAUUUAAUUAAUUACUGCAUAAAUUGAAGAGUACAACAGAGACGUUGACUUUUGCCCAAACAAUGAGUUCUCUUCCUCUGAAAAUAGGUAUAAUUGGGUUCGGCCCUUUUGCCCAAUUCUUGGUGAAGACGAUGAUUAAACAAGGGCAUUCAAUUAGGGCAAAUUCGAGAUCAGAUUACACAGACCUCUGCAAUCAAUUGGGCAUCUCAUUUUUCAGUGAUACGACGGCGUUUAUUGAAUCCCAGAAUGAUGUAAUACUGCUCUGCACAUCAAUCCUUUCUCUGUCAAAAGUGAUCAAAUCACUGCCGUUGGAUUGCUUGAAACAGCCAACUCUGUUUGUUGAUGUGCUGUCGGUGAAAGAACACCCCAGAGACCUUAUGCUGCAAGUUUUGCCUCGUGAUUCGGAUGUUUUGUGCACGCAUCCGAUGUUCGGGCCGGAGAGCGGGAGAGACGGGUGGAAAGAUCUUAGUUUCAUGUACGAUAAAGUUCGAGUAACAAACGAAGCUACAUGCUCGAGUUUCUUGCAGAUUUUCGCAAGUGAGGGUUGCAAAAUGAUGGAGAUGACUUGUGAAGAGCACGACGAGUUAUCGGCCAGAAGUCAAUUCGUUACACACACCGUUGGCAGGGUUUUGGCCGAAAUGGAAAUCGAGUCGACACCCAUUGACACGAAAGGAUUUCAGAAGCUAGUUCAAGUGAAAGAGAGUGCGUCGAGAGAUAGCUUUGAUCUUUUUAGUGGCUUGUUUAUCCAUAACAGGUUCGCCAAACAACAGCUGAUGAACAUAGAACUUGCAUUUGAGACAAUUAAGCAACAGCUGGUUAAGAAGACAAACGAGGAGGAUUCCGAGCAGAGCUAAAUCACUUUCCUGGUGAUAACUGCAUUUGUUGUAUUUGUAAUUUAAACAUCGAUUCUUCGGAAUUUUUUAGCGAAAAGAUUCCCUAAUUUAUAUCAUUAAAUUCUGUCUGGAAGGAAGAAUAAGUAACAGGUAUAUUGAACUGCAUGCAAGUAUGUGCCAUUGUAAUGACAUAGGUGUGGUUCUGUUU